AUGGCUGAGUCGUCGAGUGAAGUCAAAGAAGUUAUAAAGGAACGUAAGGAUUACAGCAAUGUAGUUCUGCCAGCAAAACCGGCUCCGACGCGUCGCUAUGCGCAGGCAAAUAAGCUGCGUAUUUGCGUGAAUGGCUAUGAAUUGGACAUGUCCCGUGCCAUUGGUUCGGUGUACAAAUUCGAGUUGAAGAUCUGUGGCGUGAAAAAGGACGGGCGAGAGAAGGAACUACAUCGUGGCCCCAAAAAUGAGUUUGUUUUUGCAUCGUUCUUUGCUUUUUUUGCCUUGUUUAGUGUUGCCGUGCGAGCAGAUGCUCCAUCGUUACUGUUCAGUUCUGUGGUAAUAUUAUCCCGAUCUCCCUCCUUACAAAUGUGA
Gongylonema pulchrum is the source of this 372-nucleotide messenger RNA. The record is from the annotation of a GenBank genome assembly. Lineage: Eukaryota; Metazoa; Nematoda; Chromadorea; Rhabditida; Gongylonematidae.